AUGAGUUCCGAGCGAGAUAUAAAGCUAACCGUCAAUGGCAGAGAAUACAGCGGCCACGCAGAGGUCCGAAUGACCUUGGCGGACUUCAUCCGGGGAGAACUGGACCUCACCGGCACCCACUUGGGUUGUGAGCACGGCGUAUGCGGGGCCUGCACCAUUCUGUUCAACGGCCAAGCCGUCCGGUCCUGCUUGAUGCUUGCCGUCCAAGCCGACGGCGCCAACCUGAUGACUGUCGAGGGGCUGGCCAACGGGGAUGAACUGCAUCCGCUUCAAGCGGCCUUCCAGCAAAACCAUGCCCUGCAGUGCGGGUUCUGCACGCCUGGCAUGUUGAUGACCGCCUACGCCUUCCUUAGAGAUACGCCCAACCCCACUGAACAGCAGGUCAGGGAGGGCAUAUCGGGGAAUAUCUGCCGCUGCACCGGCUACGCCCCCAUCGUCCAAGCCAUCCUGCAGACCAGCCGGGAAACUCCUUCUCCCUGA
Geodia barretti is the source of this 480-nucleotide messenger RNA. NCBI's taxonomy places the organism in Eukaryota, Metazoa, Porifera, Demospongiae, Tetractinellida, Geodiidae. The record is from the annotation of a GenBank genome assembly.